This is a messenger RNA of Myotis lucifugus (little brown bat), 2317 nucleotides long. It is a transcript of the gene APMAP, whose product is annotated as adipocyte plasma membrane associated protein. The record is from RefSeq and is a predicted model, not a curated record. Gene Ontology annotation, biological process: biosynthetic process. Lineage: Eukaryota; Metazoa; Chordata; Mammalia; Chiroptera; Vespertilionidae. The coding region runs from base 290 to 1408 and encodes 372 amino acids. Gene Ontology annotation, molecular function: strictosidine synthase activity. The transcript has 10 exons.
CUGGCGUUUUUCCGUUUCGGUGCCAGCGGUCAGGCGGCGGUGACAGUUCCAAAAUGAGCGAGGCGGCUGGGCUCCGGCAGCGCCGGCCCCCGCGGCCGCCGGUCGUCACGGACGACAGCCAGACCCCGGAGGCCCAGGAUGGCAGGAAACAAUCCAACCAAGCGCCUGCCACCAUUAACAAGGACCUGCUUCCCUCCAGUUUCCAACUUAUUUCUGACAUCCUUUGGAGCCAUCACCAGCAGUGCCUCCAAUCUCCUUUAGCGGCAGAGUUUUCCGAGUGACCUUUUUGAUGCUGGCUGUUUCCUUCACCGUUCCCCUGCUCGGAGCCAUGAUGCUGCUGGAUUCCCCCAUAGAUCCACAGCCUCUCAGCUUCAAAGAACCCCCUCUCUUGCAUGGUGUUCUGCAACCAAAUACGAAGUUACGACAGGCGGAAAGACUAUUUGAAAAUCAACUUGUUGGGCCAGAGUCCAUAACAAAUAUUGGGGAUGUGAUAUUUACUGGUACCGCAGAUGGCCGGGUCAUAAAAAUUGAAAACGGUGAAGUAGAUACCAUCGCCCGGUUUGGGUCGGGCCCAUGCAAAACCCGAGACGACGAGCCUACUUGUGGAAGACCCCUGGGCAUCCGGGUGGGGCCCAAUGGGACCCUUUUUGUGGUUGACGCAUACAAGGGACUAUUUGAAGUGAAUCCCUGGACACGUGAAGUGAAAUUGUUGCUGUCCUCCGACAUACCCAUCGAGGGGCGGAAAAUGUCCUUUGUGAACGACCUUACCAUAACUCGGGAUGGGAGGAAGAUUUAUUUUACAGAUUCCAGCAGCAAAUGGCAAAGACGAGAUUUUCUGCUUCUGGUUAUGGAGGGAACGGAUGAUGGGCGCCUGCUAGAGUACGAUACUGAGACCAAAGAAGUAAAGGUUUUACUGGACCAGUUGCGGUUUGCUAACGGAGUGCAGCUUUCUCCUGACGAGGACUUCGUCCUGGUGGCAGAGUUGACCAUGGCCAGGAUAAGGAGAGUCUACGUGUCUGGCCUGAUGAAGGGAGGGGUCGACCUGUUCGUGGAGAACCUGCCUGGAUUCCCAGACAACAUCCGGCCCAGCAGCUCCGGGGGUUACUGGGUCUGCAUGUCGAGCAUUCGCCCCAACCCUGGGUUUUCAAUGUUGGAUUUCUUAUCCGAGAGACCUUAUAUUAAAAGAAUGAUUUUUAAGCUGUUUAGUCAGGAGACGGUGAUGAAGUUUGUGCCACGGUAUAGCCUCGCCCUAGAACUCAGCAGCAGUGGCACCAUCCAGAGAAGUCUGCACGAUCCUGAUGGGCAGGUGGCCACCUACAUCAGCGAAGCGCACGAGCAUGACGGGUACCUCUACCUGGGCUCCUUCAGGUCCCCCUUCCUCUGCAGACUCAGCCUUCAGUCUCUUUAGCCACCCGAUGGCAGCCCUGAUCGUGGCUGUGCCAGGAGUUGGCACAUGGCACCACCUGGUCUAGGAGGCACCAUGGACACAGCCCUUUUCACUUGUAGCACUGUUCCUUGGAAGUGUGGUGUGACCCUGGGGAGGUAUGUGCCCCUGCAGGACAGACUCACCUGGGUUUGACUUUGCACUUAGAGGGAAGCAUAGCAUAUGCCAUUGGAAGAUAUGUUCAUGUAAAGCCAUUUUCUCUUAAAAAAUUCUAAGUACGGUAGUUCUCUAGGACUUGGGGGACAUCAUGCACUUUUGCAGGCCUCAGAGUUUUGAUGGAUAGAGCAGUAGAUGAGUUGUCCAGGCAUCUGGCUCUGUCCUGCCAGCCUCAGUAUCUUCAUUAUAAAACAGGUAAUGCCUGCUUAUGGGGAGGAGCAAAGGAAGGGCAUGGAGUGCUCAGUGCAGAAGUGCCUGUGCAAGCGCUGACCUCAGCACGACUUCUCCAGAGCUGAGCAGGGCACGGCCUCCACCCCUGGCCCUUUCCUCCCAUUGCUUCCACCCCCAACCUCCUCCAGCUCAUAACAGGGUUUUAAAAAAACUCCUGAGUCCUGUCAUAUACAGGCAGGGAUCUGAGUAAGUGCAUAGGAGAAGCAUGAUUUCAAAAGCUCCAAGAGGACUACCAGGGUUACUCUCUGAACAACCUACCACACGAAUGAAUGACCCAGCAGCUGGGUGAGUUUAGGGCAGUCCUAUUUACACACCUUUGUUCCUCACCUCUAGACCCACAGGUGUGAAUAGUACGGGUGUUAAUGUCAUAUUUGCUUCAGUGUCAAAAGCCCAAAGUUGCUCUAUGUCUACACACUGGUCAUAGUUUUGUCAGGGAGACCUCUGUAGUGAUGAUAAUUAAAUAAACGUUUAUGCUGAUUAACCGUU